UUAAAAAUGGGACGUUAUAAAUUAGAAGAAGCAAGAACAGCUUUGUCUACAUCGAGUAGCCGCUCUACAAUUGUUCAAGCUUUCUUGAAGGAAAAAGCAAAAGGACGAUUUACUGGUGUUUAUGGAAGACUUGGAGAUUUGGGAGCCAUUGAUGAAAAGUAUGAUAUAGCCAUAUCAACAGCCUGUGGAUCUUUAGACAAUAUUGUGACAGAUACCAUCGCAACUGCUCGAGAAUGUGUUGAGCAUUUAAGAAAACAUAAUUUAGGUUACACAACCUUUAUAGCUUUAGAUAAGGUAAGAGAAAACUUUUUUUUUUGCCUGAACUUUUUGCUCCCUAAAAAGACUAAUAAAUUUUUCUUAUUAAGUAAUCCUUCCACUUUU
This is a messenger RNA of Parasteatoda tepidariorum (common house spider), 381 nucleotides long. RefSeq names its product structural maintenance of chromosomes protein 4. Gene Ontology annotation, biological process: mitotic chromosome condensation. Gene Ontology annotation, molecular function: ATP hydrolysis activity; protein binding; ATP binding. Gene Ontology annotation, cellular component: chromosome; condensin complex. The record is from RefSeq and is a predicted model, not a curated record. NCBI's taxonomy places the organism in Eukaryota, Metazoa, Arthropoda, Arachnida, Araneae, Theridiidae.